Molecule: messenger RNA, 378 nt
Organism: Hydra vulgaris (swiftwater hydra)
Lineage: Eukaryota; Metazoa; Cnidaria; Hydrozoa; Anthoathecata; Hydridae
Source: RefSeq, a predicted model, not a curated record
AUGCUACUGACACAAAUUAACUACACUCUUCCUGUAACCUUUCAUCACUCAGUUGAAUUAAUUAUUCUUAAUGAUGGUUAUGGCAAUUUAUCUGAGGAAGCAAUCUCAAAACUUACAAAAGACGAUGCAUGGAGUAAAAUUGCGGACCAGGUUUCUCUUGUCGGUUCAGACCGCACAGUGCUACAAUGUAAAAAGAAGCUAUCUGAUCAAAAAUCUGACAGCAAGAGAAAAGCAGCACGGAUUAUUUCUAGUCUAAACAAGACUGACGGGGGUGAGGGGUGCUUGGAAGAGCUUAACUCCAUUGAUCAACAAAUGGUGUCCAAGAUGCCAAAAGCCAAAAAUUUACAGGGAAUCACUGGAGGUAUUGAUUCUCUUUAA